Molecule: messenger RNA, 336 nt
Organism: Funneliformis mosseae
Lineage: Eukaryota; Fungi; Glomeromycota; Glomeromycetes; Glomerales; Glomeraceae
Source: the annotation of a GenBank genome assembly
AUGUACCAUACUACUCAUUUAACUGAACAAGGUUUUGAAGAAAUCAUUCGAGAGUUGAUUGGCAAUGGGCACAAGAUUGACAUACCUCAGAUUGACAUAUCAAUAGGCAUGGAGAAAAUGUCGAACUUUCCAAAUUGUACCAAUACUCGUCGAUCACGUGCGGUGGCUCGGACUUUGGUUAAUAUAGAAGUGCGUCAACAUCUUCCGAAUGUUACUGAGUUUGAGAUUAGAAAAACUACAGAAUUAGCCCUAAAGAUAUACCGAUUAUUUAGCGUUGUUGAGGGAUACAGCAAAUUAGAAUCAUUGACCGCAUCAGAAAUUUCGCUAUUUAGUUAG